Messenger RNA from Gymnodraco acuticeps, 1532 nucleotides. It is a transcript of the gene lpar2a, whose product is annotated as lysophosphatidic acid receptor 2a. The transcript has 4 exons. Gene Ontology annotation, biological process: G protein-coupled receptor signaling pathway. Gene Ontology annotation, molecular function: lysophosphatidic acid receptor activity. Lineage: Eukaryota; Metazoa; Chordata; Actinopteri; Perciformes; Bathydraconidae. Gene Ontology annotation, cellular component: membrane. Bases 291 to 1397 code for a protein of 368 amino acids. The record is from RefSeq and is a predicted model, not a curated record.
CUGACUCACAAUUGGUAGCAGACAUUCAAAUCAAAUGUCCUCUUUUGAGAUGCAAAAAACCCCACAGCUGUAUUAUCCGAUAUUUCAGGCUGCAGUGGGAUAUUUCAGGCUGCAGUGGGUGCCUCUCGCUGCCUGUGUGGGCUCCAGCUGAUCCGAGUGAGAAUGAUUCAGAGAGGCGUCGACUUGAAUUGACAGACGACAGCAGAGCCAAGUGUGUCAUCAAAUGGCAGCUAGCAACUCCGGUUUCAUGUCGGACCUGUCUGAAUGGAGGAGACUAUAAGAAGGGCGUUAUGGCCAUGGAGAGCAGUCUGUGGAGUACCUGCGACUACAGCCACAAUGUCACCUUCUUCUACAACUUGGUGGGUAAGAAGAUCAGCGAAGAGUGGGCGCCGCGGGACGUGUUUGUGAUUGGACUGGGCUUGACUGUAUGUCUCAUUGUAGUCCUGGCCAACCUGAUGGUGAUGGCGGCCAUCUCCAUGAACCACCGCUUCCACUUCCCCAUCUACUAUCUCCUAGGCAACAUGGCUGCAGCUGACCUGUUUGCAGGGAUCGCCUACGCCAACCUGAUGCUGCACACGGGCCCCUGGACCAGCACCCUCACCAAGGAGCAGUGGUACAUCCGAGGGGCUUUGAUCGACAUCAGUCUGACGGCCUCGGUGGCCAACCUUCUGGCAGUUGCCGUGGAGCGCCACCAGACUAUAAUCACCAUGCAGCUUCACAGCAAGAUGACAAAGCGGCGAGUGGUGCUGCUGAUCGUCUGCAUCUGGGCUGUGAGCAUCAUCAUGGGGCUGGUGCCCUCGCUGUUUUGGAACUGCGAGUGUGACCUGGAGGACUGCUCCACCGUCGCUCCUCUCUACAGCCGCCGCUUCCUCAUCUUCUGGGCAGCUCUCAACCUGCUCACGUUCUUCAUCAUGGUGGCCAUGUACACUCGUAUCUUCUUCUAUGUGAGAUACCAGAUUUCACACAUGUCCCAGCACAGCUCGGAGAUAAGGCACAGGCAGACUGUUUUCAACCUGAUGAAGACUAUCUCCAUUGUACUGGGCGCCUUUGUGAUCUGCUGGAUGCCCGGCCUCGUGACGCUCUUACUGGACGGGCUGUUGGGCAAAGCCAGCCACGCCAACGCCUACGAGAAGUUCUGUUUGGUCAUAGCCGAGUGCAACUCUCUGGUCAACCCCAUCAUCUAUUCCUUGCGAGACGAGGAGAUGCGGAGGACGUUCAAGUGGAUCCUGUGCUGCCUGUGUGGGAGGGAAGGGGACAAGCAGAUGGAGCUUUCACCUGUCGAGAUGUACCCCCCACUGCCAGAGGAAGCUCUUGGCUGUGUCCAGAAGUCAGAAGAUCCGGCCGUCUGUCCAGAAACGAACAAUAAAGAAUCCAGCUGGACGACACCGGGGGUCUGAUGUCUGUAGGCCUGCAACUCAAACAAACCGACGACACAUCGUGUAAAAUCCUUCUUUGUAUUUUCUGCCUAAUGACCUGUCAUGUUUGCAAUUGUAAAAUAUAUAUAUAUAUAAAGAUGCAUCUUUUGAAAAUAA